Nothobranchius furzeri (turquoise killifish) is the source of this 5531-nucleotide messenger RNA. RefSeq names its product potassium intermediate/small conductance calcium-activated channel, subfamily N, member 1a (gene kcnn1a). Lineage: Eukaryota; Metazoa; Chordata; Actinopteri; Cyprinodontiformes; Nothobranchiidae. The record is from RefSeq and is a predicted model, not a curated record. Gene Ontology annotation, molecular function: calmodulin binding; small conductance calcium-activated potassium channel activity. Gene Ontology annotation, biological process: potassium ion transmembrane transport. Gene Ontology annotation, cellular component: neuron projection; neuronal cell body; plasma membrane.
AUGCGGCAUCGGUGCGCGGGAGCUGUCCAUCAGCAACACAUCCUCUACGGAAACAGCGAGCAGAACCGAGACCAAGUCACUCCCGUUUUCAGCUUACCGCCCCCGCCCUCUUCUCAGCACCGAGUCCGCACGUCGACCGCCACACAGCUCCGGGAGCUGCCGUGUCUGAGCCAGCCCUCUCGGAGACCUGUUCCCAGCGACGACCCGCUGCCGUUGGAGAGCUACGACACCAGCCGGCGACCUUCAAGCAGAGGCAGCGAACCCAGCGCCGGGCAGCCGGCGCACCUGCAGGAUCCGUGGGCCCCGGUCGGCUCUCAGCCGCCGCUGCAGUCAGAGGGGGAGCCUGUUUUUCCGAGCUGCCACUGCAGCUUUUCACAGCAAGAGGCGAGCUUCUCUCUAACCCAGUCCUACCCUGACCACCUGCUCCCACCGCAGCCCUCCCCACCUUUGCCUCCGCCUAUUCCGCCGCCACCGGCGUCGACCGCCUCCUUCCUGCGCUCCUCCCGGGGACCUAAAAGCGGAGAUCGCCUCCGAAGGAGUGCCAAUAAUUACCAACAAGCGAGCAUUGUGGAACGCUGCAGGGGGGGAGGAGAAGCCGGAGAGCACCGAGACCACCGGCAGCUGUUGCAGCAGCAGCAGAGGGACCCCUCCCCUGAAGGAAGCCGUGGAAACUCACUUCAACGGCGCUCUUUAAAUGCAUGCGACUCAUCCGAGACUCGAAGAGCGUUUGAGUCUGAGACUUGGGACCUGCAGCAGCAACAGAUCCCACUGUUACGAGCGCAGCAGCAGCUACUGGUGGGAAACAGCCUGCCUGUCAACUACUGCGCCAGCGGCUCCGGAGAGCUAUGUAGGACUCCCCGGGCUCCACCGCUGCAGCAGCAAGAGCGGCACGGAGCGCCAGGGCCCGGGCCCCCGCGUCAGCAGCAGCAGCUGCAGCACUGUGAACAGGACCGCAAUAAGUGUGGGAAGAUCGGUGCACACGGUGGCCAGGCGCAGCCGCAACGCCACGACUCCCGCGUAACCCCCCCGGCAACACCGCACGCGCAUACUGGGACGUGGUCUACAGCUGGCAGCCGCAGCAGCAGAGACAGCCCCAACCGCGACUCCAGCUAUCACCUGUGGCCCGAGAGCCCGCACAAGGGCGAGCAGAGGAUCCGCAUCGACCCCCAUCAGGCCACUACUGAGCAGAAGAAGCUGAGCCAUGCUGGAUCCAAGCCCUCCCUCUCCGAGAGCAGUCGCCGACUCCCUCAGAUAGCCAUGAACACCUGCAAGUACAAUGGUGGAGUGGUGAGACCACUAGUGGGCAGCCUGGCAUCCUCGUCACGCCGCAACCUCGCUGAACUUGACUCGGAGACGCAACCCUUGCAGACGCUGCACAGCUCUGGCCUGGAGGUGGUUGUGUCCAAGGGCAAUCCCGGGGAAGACCCCAGUAAGGCAUCUAACGAAAGCUUGGUCAGGGAGGGUGGCGGACGAAGCGGGGGCAGGGCUCCCCAGAAGAAGAACAGGGACAUUGGCUACAAGCUCGGUCACCGGAGGGCGCUGUUUGAGAAGCGAAAGCGUCUCAGUGAUUAUGCACUCAUCUUUGGGAUGUUUGGGAUUGUCGUCAUGGUGACAGAAACGGAACUGUCAUGGGGAGUUUACACUAAGGAAUCGUCAUACUCAUUUGCACUGAAAUGCCUUAUCAGCCUUUCCACUGUUAUUCUGCUUGGUCUUAUAAUAAUGUACCAUGCCCGGGAAAUCCAGCUGUUCAUGGUCGACAACGGCGCUGAUGAUUGGAGGAUAGCCAUGACGUAUGAGCGGAUCUUCUUCAUCGUGCUGGAGCUUCUGGUCUGUGCCAUUCAUCCCAUCCCAGGCCAGUAUGUCUUUACGUGGACAGCGCGACUGGCCUUCACCUACAUGCCAUCUGUGGCUGAUGCUGAUGUGGACAUCAUCCUCUCAAUCCCCAUGUUCCUGAGACUCUACCUGAUUGGCAGGGUCAUGUUACUCCACAGCAAGCUGUUCACAGACGCAUCGUCGCGCAGCAUCGGAGCCCUCAACAAGAUCAACUUUAACACCCGCUUUGUAAUGAAGACCCUUAUGACCAUCUGCCCAGGAACAGUGCUGCUGGUGUUCAGUAUAUCGUCCUGGAUCAUUGCUGCAUGGACUGUGCGUGUCUGUGAGAGGUAUCACGACAAACAGGAGGUAACGAGUAACUUCCUGGGAGCCAUGUGGCUCAUUUCCAUUACCUUCCUCUCUAUUGGCUACGGGGACAUGGUACCGCACACAUACUGUGGGAAAGGCGUGUGCCUGCUUACAGGGAUCAUGCGCCUGCUGCCGGUGUCUGCAGCUCCGCUGUCUCGGACAAACUACACUCCUCUCACUCAGCGCCGAGUUCACUCAGCUGUUUCUGACGUUGAAGCCCAGAAACGGAGAUUCUAGCCGCUCAGUAAAGUGUUCACGACUGAAAGAGAAAGUUUUCCAACUAACGUCCAGACAGAGCUGAUAUAACUCCAGCGAGCAGCGACACGCUCAAACCAGCACGGCUCUGGUUGUGUUUCCUCCCCGACACACAACAACGUGGUCAAGCUGCUCAGACAUGUUCAUCAGCACAAAUCUAUGUGAGCACCUGUUGUCAUCUAAUGUUGUCAUUAUUAUGAUGAAGAUGAACAAAACAACAGGAGUCUCCUCCUCAGCUCAGAUCAACCCCAUGAUGCAGGUAUCUGGCUGGAACAGGUGAGCAUCACAGUAAACCAGUGGAGCAAACUGAGCUUUAAAUAUGUUGGUUUUAUGCUCUUUUUCUGCUCCAAAACAUGAAAGUUAACAGGUGAGAUGUUGCAUUUUCAUUUAAGAUAAAAUGAUAUUUUUAUUUUGUUGUUGGCCCGUGAGAAAAGAUUUAACCUACAGUAAACAGGAAGUGGAAAGGCUGCAGAUAGAUGAAUAGAAUAGAAAAUCCCUUUAUUGUUCCUCAGUGGGGAAAGCUAGACGUCACAGCAGCGAUGACACGUAUUACAGGAGAAAAAAGGAGAAUAAAAAUAAGAAAAAUGAAUAAACAAGAAAACAUAAAUCCUGAAUAGAUAAAAAAAAUGCUGAUUAAACCACAAGUAAUGAAUACCACUGAUGCCUUUUACUUAAAACUGACUUGCUCGUGUGUCAUUUGGUUAUUCCACAUUCAGUGUUAAUGCAGAAAUAUGUUUGUUUCCAAAUUUAAAAGUUCAAAAUUGCAUAUAUGUUGAUAAAGAAAAUGUGCUAAUUUGCGUCACUUUUUCAAAAAAUAUUAAGUUUGGCCCUCGACUCCGUCCCAGAGUUUCAUUUCGGCCCCGUGUGAGUUUGAGUUAGACACCCCUGCUCUAAUCUUGCACAACUGAUUCUGUACACAGGAAGCUUUAACGACGCUGUGGUACCAUACCAAUGUAUUCAUAAAGCACAGUUUAAACAUAGCAUGGCCGCUAAGAGCUGUACACAAAUCAGACUUACAGGACACGUAAAAGCACUAUCCAAAGUAAUUAAGGAAGGAAGUGAUGGACACAAAUAAAAACCAAAAGAGCUGUAAAAUGCUAUGAGGCGUAACUGAGAGAGCUACUAAGUCAUAAAAAGCAAAUAAAGAAAAGGAAAACCAGCGCUAAGACGAACAGAAAAGAGGGACGAGAGUCCUGCGAGUGUCAUGGAGAAAAGGCAAUGCUGAAGUGUGUUUUAGGACUUCCGACGGAUGGAGCCGAACGCACAUGGAGGUGCAGAGAGUUCCAGAGGUUUGGGAGCUCCAUGAGCAAAGGAAUGCUCCCCUCGUGAUUUAUACUGGACCUUCAGAACAACCAGCAGCAGACGAUUGGCUGAUCGACGGGGACGCGUGGGUGCGUUUGGAGACAACAGGUCUGCCGAAUAGGAUGGGGAUGGGCAAUUCUGCCUAAGCCGGAUGCAAGAAUCACAAUCAGGACAGAAGUAGUGUAAUCCAGAUGGGGGGUCAUGAACGAGUGAAUGACAGACUCAAAAUGCAGGUGUUUGAGGUGGAUUUAAGAUGUGUGGUGCGGCAGAGUUGGAAAGAGCAGGAGGAGGUAGGAGUAGGAGGUAAAUAAACCCAAUAUAACCCUGUUUAGAUUUUGCAUUAAAGGCAGGUUUACUCUAGUGCAUCAGACCUGUGAGACAGAGCCGAGGUUUCCUGAACGCAUCACUUACACACACAGUAUGUGAGAGGGGAGGAGAUCAGAAGAAGGAGGAGGAGAGAUGCAUGCUGGUCUGGAGCACGUUGCUCUCGAGCUAGCAGAACUUUAGUUAGAGAAAAGUUAGUCACAAGUGUUUUCUUGAGCACAAAAUAGUCCUGGAUACUAUUAAACAGCUGUUUCCCUAAGUACGGAGUGUCCACCGCUGACGACACGGAGUGGGUCGUGGAAGAUGAUCCCGCUGGGGCUUUUCUGGAACUUUCUUCAAUCUAUUCGGACUGGUUUUUUAUUUGUUGUUGUGGAGAAAACUACCCGGUUCGGUACCAGCUGAAGUCCACCCGUUGGAGUCCAGGACAUCAGCGCUGCGACGUGGAGGCCAUCUGCGUACAGAUGUCGACAGGUGGAUGGUUGCUGCUGCAUUAGGCAGUAGAACAAUCUAGAUGAAACUUUUCGACAAACCGGCGUUGCUGGAAGAGAGAGAGACGGAGAAAGUAGAGCAUUUGACAUUUUUCUCUAUUCUUUCUUAUUUUUGAAAGACAUUGAAAAUAAAUAUUUUGGGGAUUUUAUUUUGAUAUCUUUCCUUUACUUAUAUGAAAGAACAAAGAAAGUGAAUGAAACUGUUUGAACUGUCAUGCAAACGUAUUAUUGUUGGAGGUGCUACCUACUCAUUUCACUGAGUUCGCUCCUCAGUCUCCCAAUUGAAACUAGGGACUUCUUCUGACUGAAUUUAGUUGAACUUUAGUAUUUCUUUGAAUUGUUGUUUACUGUAACCGUCCUGGUUUGAGACACUAGUCAUAUUGGAUUUAGAAACCAUAGGUAUUUAACCUUGACACAGUAGAAAAAGAAGUCUACCCCAAACUUGAGCAAGGGGUUACGCACCAAACGUGGCGAGCUAGCCAGGAGAUUGGUGACAGUAGCUUUUUGACCUUCCAACCCCUGUUACACAUGUGAAGUUUGUGGUACAUUAUCUUUAAUCCAUCAAGGAUGUUUGUAACCAGUUCAAACGUAACGGUCAGCACUACCAGGAGCUGUACAAACCUACACAGAUGAAGAAACCCUGACGGAUUUUAAAACUAAUGCGGACAUUUCUAAGAUAGUCAGCAUGAAUCAGGACAACCGAAAAGGAGAGAACUAAGUUUGUGUGUGACAGGUUCAUUUCUCGACCCGUCACCCUAGGUGCUUUCACAACUCCCAAAGACCCGUUUGUUUCAUGGUCUGCACGGAUCAGAGGUGCCUGUCAGGAGGAACUGGGCAGGGACAUGGCUCUUAGAUACUAGAUCAAGUCGUUGCCGGUAGCAGUGGGACAGGUUUCCUGAACGCGCUUCAGGAGGAGCUGCAGAUCACACACACACACACACGCUCACACACGCACGCACGCACACGCGCACGCACGCACGC